Molecule: messenger RNA, 2505 nt
Organism: Acanthopagrus latus (yellowfin seabream)
Lineage: Eukaryota; Metazoa; Chordata; Actinopteri; Spariformes; Sparidae
Product: fibroblast growth factor receptor-like 1
Exons: 3
Coding region: 204-614 (136 amino acids)
Source: RefSeq, a predicted model, not a curated record
GAAAGAUCAGAGGAAGGUGCAAAGUGCACUGCUGUACGACUGAUCGCAGAGAUGCACCACGUAUCCUCCACCCACACACACUGACAUCACACACACCAGUGACGGUGGAGUCAGUACCUCCAUGUCGCCUCUGCCAUUUUGAGCUCGUGCUGCCGUCCUCGUGUUCAUCUCGAGUGUAAACUUCUUCCACUGAGUGCUGGACAAUGACUCGUCUUUCUCUCUCUCUACUGGUGCUGCUGUCGCUGGUGACUCUGUGUGUGUCGUCUGAAGAAGACAAAGCUCCUGACAUCGUAGAAGUCUUCUACAAACAGAACACCAUCGAUGCUCCGAGUGGCUCCUCGGUCACACUCUCAUGUGAGGCACGUUAUUUCUCAAAUCAGUGCGGUCUCCUGCAUGCAACAUGGUAUCGGGAAAGUACUGAGCUGACUGACCCCAGGAAGUACCUGACAACAGUGAGCGAGACGGUCGUCAAUGACACGAGACGCAGAAAGGUCGUGACAGAGAUUCUCAACCUGGCGCCAGAGGACAGCGGUCAAUAUCAAUGCAAGGCUGAAUGCAAUAGCGGAGCAGACUCUGCAAUGGGACACUUCAUCACUGUCAAUGUUAAAGGUUGAUCAUCUGAGUCGUCUCUGUCCAAUCCAGAGCAUCUUGAGACAAACCUCAUCGUUGUUCCUGUUUUAAGAGAACUCAAUAAACUGAACAAAGAUGGCGUUUAUUGCAAAUGUUUACUGCAGGUAUAUUUUUGACUUUUUAUGUUCCAUCAUCUGUUGUAAUUUCUUUAGUGGCUUUUGCUCAAAUCACUUAAAAUCAUCACUGGGAACUGAGAGGGUGGCUGAUGAUAUACACCUGGGCAGCAAAACAGAAUCCUUUCAAACAUCCGACAUUUUGUUCUUUAUGUUUGAAGUUGUGAUGUUGAAUUUGUUCGUACAUUAACUAUUUGAUAUUGUGUCGUUUUCACAGUGCUGUUCUUUUUUUCCUUUGGCAACUAAUCACAUUUUAUAUGGAAUACAAGUUUUUCUCAAAUAAGACUUUGUGUUCUUGUAUGUUUUUUUUUAUCUCACCUGCACAUGAAUUUUACUUUCAUUUACAUUUUUUCUGUCCGACGUUUCGUUUACAAAAGAUGCAAAUACAAUAAAAUAACCUGCACACGUUUAUCUAAAGUGGCUGACAAAGGAAGGAACUCAAACCUGACUGUGUUUUGGAGUCAAAAGCAGCUGCAGCUACCAGCAGCUCAAGUUAGUAUCAAGGCUGCAACUUGUCUUCAGCACACUGAGCAGUCCUCGUUCUGUCAGUUUCAGUUUCAGUCAGGUUUCUGAGGCUGAACGACCCCAACUAGAGAAAACAAGCCACAUCUGUAAAAGUAACAGCAGUGACAAUGAGCCUGAACUACUGUAUGUGGUGAUUUACAACACAGGCAGGUUCAGCCACAAAAACUGUUUGGAUUUUGGAUUGUUGCUUUUUUUUUUUUGUUCUUUGCACACAUCAUUUCAUUCAACACAUGAACUUCAACUGCAGCUGCUGAAAAGCCGCAAUAACUGAGACUGUAGCUGUGGUGAGUUGCAGAUUUUAUUCCACUUCAACAUGCGAUUUGUUUUUCAUCACAGCAGUGGAGAGCUGCAAGAGCCAGGCCAAACCACAGGACAGGAAACUGCAUCGGUUAGAGUGCUUCACUUCAAAACCCAGUUUACAGCAACAUGCACGCUCAGGUCCAAGAGGAAAACCACACAGCAUGUACUGUAGUUCAUUGUUCAGGGUCUUUUAAAUGUGUAAAAGAGACGUCGGAGUACUGGUUUUCUCUUUCAGCCUCACUAAAGAGAACUUUGUGUUUAAUCACACUUAAACUAAAAUAUCAAAUGACUUUUCUAAGUGAGUGGUCCUGUCAGCUCACCGCUUGUUGUGUUCUCUCUCUGUGGUAUUUUCACACCUUUUCAUUUUCAUUUGUGCGUUUGUGCUCAAGGUUUCAUGCCGGUGGUUAACAGAGGGUGACACAUUCAGAGAACAGGAAGCCAUAUUGAGAGCACGUUGCAAGAGUUUCAGCAUGCAGCCUUGACCAAUUCACACCACAGUGGGCGCAUUUAGCAGUACCAGUUACGUACCACGCAUGUCUGAAAUGCUGGAAUUGGCACCAGUGAGUCUACGCACUGAUUCAAUACUACAUGAUUUAGUUAUUAUAAACGGGACGCUGCUACUUCCCAGGACUGUCUAUUACAGCCGUUACAAACAUUAUAUAUCUAAUGGAUCUCUGUUCCAGUCAAUCAAAUCUCACUUUCUGUCAUGAAAAAAAGUAAAACUCAUUAAAGCAAAUCAUUAGGCAUCAGAGUGAAAAGUCUUUUUGGUAUCAGCCUCUGAAGCUGUUUCAUGACUCUUAUUUUCUCACAUACUGACCAGGAGUUUGUGAACAACCAUCAUGAUUGUCUUGUGAGCAAACCUGAGCCUGUAUACACCUUGACAGUGACAGUAAGUAAUGCUGGGUGUAGUUGAUGUUUUGUUUCCUCGACACUAUAA